Messenger RNA from Marchantia polymorpha subsp. ruderalis, 748 nucleotides. NCBI's taxonomy places the organism in Eukaryota, Viridiplantae, Streptophyta, Marchantiopsida, Marchantiales, Marchantiaceae. The record is from the annotation of a GenBank genome assembly.
UUUGAAUUCAUUCUAGCUGUGAUCGCCAGCACAUAAAAAGAGUCUGCACAAGCUGCUUUGAUUUUCAUUUCACCUGCAGCGCUCGGUAGUCAUGGCUCUCUCGCGUCAUUUGUGUGUUCUCUUGCUACUGGCAGCCGUGACUGCUGAAGCUGCCAAGAUCCAGACUUACAAAGAGAAGGGCUGCUCUGAGGACCUUACGAACACCUUCACGGUCGUGUGUAACUCUUGCCAGACAUUCUCCGACCAAUCCUCUGUGAAAAUCAGCGACGUCCAAGCCAAGAAUCGCAUUUCCAUUCACGAUCGGAAGAACUGUGAAAACUACUCCAAAGUUGCUGAAAUAUACGGAGGAGCUUGUGUGAACCAGGUCAAAACCAAGAUUCGCGCUGUCUACAUUGCGUGCUGAUCCCCCAACGAUGCCUUUGUCCAUCAGGCACGGCUUCUGGAUCAUGUCGUCGGUGUCUUGAUCAGGGUUAGCUAUGGCCCAAAGUAUAGGCCAAACAUUCAUUUGAGCAAUGCAUGGAUUAAACUGGGAAUAAAUUGUGGGCGAAGAUGUAUCUAGAUUAUAAAGCGUGCCGCUUGUGGACCCAUUAUUGUGGUCAACGACUUCUGGAAGUAAAAAUCUUGAAUGAGCCUUGUCGAGUUUGAUAUUACUCGGUCGAGUCUCCACCUUCUUUAUUAUUCUUACAAUCGCUCGCUACCCCAGAAUGUUUGUGGACAUUUGCAAGAUAAAUAUAAGAAAUUACUUUUC